AUGGAGGUGAUAGAUUGGGCCACAUUUUUGCCUCUAAAAUCCCAAAACUGGAAUCAAAACCCUAAAGAAAUCAGUAAACAAAUUGAAGCGUUAAACCAAGUUCUUCUCUACAUAUCAAAUGAAAGAAACAUCCAACCUCUGCUACCUGCAAUUUUGGAAAAUUGCUUUAAUUCUGGGGCACAGAGAAAUAUUCGACAGAUAACUUAUACCGAUUUAUCAUGAAUAGCCUGCCAAUGGUCAGUUUUUGGUUAAUGAUUUCAAUUGACUUGCCAAAUUAUUUUGUUAAGCCAAAUCUGACUACUUUUUUAUCAAUAAAACGUUUGGCAUGCCAAAAAUAAUUUGGCAAGUCAGUUGACAUCUAACUAACAAAAAAUCCUCCUUUGCAGGCUAUUCAUGGCUAAUCGGUUUAUUUAAUUGUCAAAUCCGCUGCCACUCUCUAUGAGCUUCCAUGAGAUAGCUUAUACGGCCCAAUAUCAACUGAUAUAGGAACAUCAUCAGAUCCUGAGUUUCAAGUUUAUGCAAUGCGGAUGCUAUAUUUGCUCCCUAUAGAGCAAACUCUGGAGCUUCUCUUAUCUCAAGAACAAGCUAUAUUAAGUGCCAUGAGAGGCGAAAGUGGUAAAAACGUUCAAUAUGCAUUUUUGGAUGCGUUACCUGGAAUUUUGGUUAGAUUAUGAUGUGGAUUAGGAGCUGAAAAUCUGAAAACCCAAGAUUUGAUUAGAGAAAUGUUUAAGUAUUUGGUAAACCUGGUUAUGAGUGCUGAUGAUAAUCUCUGCAUAUAUGGAUUAUCAGCGUUAAGAGUUCUUUUUGAAGAGAGCGAAAUAGGAAGAAUUAGAGGAUUAUCACAAGAGUUAGAAGCAAACGGUAGUGAUGAGGAGCUGUUAAUGCCUUAAACUUAAAAUUAACUAAGAUCAUAAGAGAGGCUCCUUGUAAGACUUAAAAAUCGGUCCAUAUUCAUCUCAUAACACCCCGCCACUUGCUUAUCAAUCCGAUAACAGCCUCUCAUUGAUUCACUCCUCACGGAUGAGGAUUUGCACUCGCUACCCGUGAGUCAGAGAGUGGGUUUCCAAGUCGCACGUAAAUGGGUUCAGCUCGAAAAGUCGUAUUUUCUGGUCAUCUGUCGGAUAAAAUGAAUCUCAAACUCUAGAACGCAAUGCCUGUACCGAGAAGGGGAAAGUUCCCGAUUGAUCAGUAGGAACCUCACUGGUGCUGCUGGCUUUCCCUUACCAACUUCCAUUGAGGUAAAACUUUGGCCUGGAUGUGAGUUGCGGUCAGCUCAAUCCGACAUUGUGCUCUACUAAACCAAGUAAAACCUGGCCAGAUACAAAUUACAGACACCAUACUCCCUUCCGAAAGGUUUCUGGGCUAUCUCAGCUUCAGUCAUUAAGAUGGUGAAUUGUUUAGCCACUUUAUUUUAAUGUAUCUGGAGCUGCUAAUGCCCCUUAUAAAGUAUAUAUGUGAACCCUUAUAUCCGAACAUUGAGCAAAUACUCUCAAGGAUGAAUGCAUUAGACCCAAGAUAUAGAUUUCAUACUCUAUAUCCAGCAGCCAAACUAGUAACACUUAGGCCUGAAAGCGAACAGAUUCUGACAAAAUUUGAAACGGAGAGUCUUCUACCAAUGCUUCACCAUCUCGAAAAAGGGGUGGUUUGGGGAGCUGCAAGGUGUCUAAUGCUUAUUCCCUCUCAUUCAUCUACUAUUUGGAUUAUGUGCAAUAAACUUUUAGCUUUAUCUCUAUAUGAUAAAACUCCUGCAUCAUCUCUUUUACUGGUCAGUGGCGGAUUAUCUCGCCUGCCAAUUUCUCAGCAGCUUUCAAUUUCUUUAAAAACUCUUGAAUUUUCAUGCAGAAUUUCAGCAAAAGUUGAUAGAUUAUCUGUGGUCCUUACUUGUUUGACUUCACUGGUAACUUUAUCGUUGCAGCUUCUAGAGUCCAAACAAAAUUCAGCAAUUUAUCAAUUAUUUUCACAGCCUUGGUUUGUAGAAAUAUGAAGCCAGCCAUCUACUUCGAAUUUCAGAGAAGAGUUAUUAGCUUGUCUAGUAGAAACUUGUUUACUGCAUAGAAAUUCAAAUGAUUCAUGUGUGACCACAACAAUAAAUGGUGUCGUCGAAUAAGCUCUCUCAGAUAGCUUUUCUACCAUCCAUUUAUUAUAGGGUCUAGUUUUUCCAGAGAAUCUUUAUCGUGCUGAAUCAAAUAAAUAACUGUAGGGUGCUAAUAGCCCUGAGACUGAUGCAUAGUGCUUACAAGACAUAUGGCUUAACUACUUGGCAAGUUCGAGGAGGAUGGCCCUUAGGUGAAGCACACAAUGAAGCCGAGUUAAGGGUGAAGUCAAGCGACCAAUGAAGGCUGCCAGGCCUUUUUGGUUUAGAUUAUAAUUAGAAGAUAGCUACUGACAUCAAGAAUUAUGGGUUACAAGGAAAUUUGCUAUUGCUAAUUGCUGAAGGAUAGUAUCACUUUAAUCAUCUAAAUUAACUCAUUUGAUUCAUGAAUGAUCAUUGCUUUUGAAGUGAGUGAUAUUUGCUUUAGGGUUAUUGAUUGGGUGUGCGGAGAAGGAAAUGAGGAAAGGACUUUUGCCCCGGCUUAUAAUUUUAUGCUGCUUGAAGAAAUUGGAAGAGCUUCUAAAGACAAACCAGAGUUUGCUGGAAGGCUUCAAAUGAGCUUGGAGCUUCUGAUGAGAAGGUUUGAACAAACUGAGACUAAUAUUCCAAGCAGAUUUUCUCGAAAUUUGGCAUUACUUAUGCUUGCAAAAUUCUGGACUCCUUCUUCAGAAGAAGAUCUAGCUUUCCCUUCAUUGAAAUUUUAAUUUUUGAUUUUAUUAAUUUAAAAAAUUGUUUAUUUAUAUAAAGAAGAUAAGAAGAAUUUUAUCGAUAGUUAGACUAGAAUUGUUCAGCAGCGAAAUGCUUGGGUUUAUCAGCGCUUCAAUGACUGUGACGACAGCUCAAAGUUUAGAAUUUCUCUUGACUUCUUGUCUGCAUUUUUAUUUAAGAUACUCUGGGAGAAUUGGAGAUGACAUUAUAAGAAUUUUAACCCAGUUUAGCGAGGUCGUUGAAAAUUCAGCCACAAAUAACCCUAUUUUAGAUCUUGCCCAAAAGGUUUCAGGGAUUCUUGGAAGAUACCAAUCAGGAGAGGUUUUCGAAGUCGAUGAGUUUUCAAUUCUUAUGGAGCGAAAAAUCAAUUCUAACAUAAAAUACACAGAAUCAAGUUUUCACGAUUAUUUACAUGCUGCUCUUAACAUCUUCAACAAAUCAGAAAGAAGACAUGAAACUUUAAACAGCGACAAACCGAUGGAACUGCUAAGAAUAACAGCAAUUCCUAAAGAAAUGAACUGAAGAUGCCUCUCUAUGAAUGAAAUUUCUGGACUGGCAGAUCCAGUUAGAGUCAAAUGCACUCAUGUCAUUUAUCCUCCCUACUCGCUUGUUGUGUUUUGUUUUAGGUUCUUCAAUAUGACAAAGUUUGAAAUUAAAAACAUAAAAGUUCAAUCUUUGCUAUCUCAAAACUUAAGAUUUGCACUAAAACAGAGAACUAGCUCUAUUAUCCCAUCAAUUUCUACCUUAGGAUCUUAUGAGUGAAAAGUCCGAGCAAUCAUUGAAAAUUCAGGAGAAAUUUCUAUACUUAUUACCAAGAAUAGCCCACUAAGGAACAGGUUUUGGUUGGCCGAGCAAUAGCUGUCUUACCAAAUUCAUUGGCAUGCCAUAUUUUCUGGUUAACCAAAUAAGAAUGGCGCACCAAAAAAUGCUCCUUAAUGGGCUAUUCUUGGCAAGCUGGUAUAUCAGCUUACUUCUGUCAAUUGAAGACAGCACUGUUCCUUUAGAUCAAGGAGUCCAGUACUCAUCUCAAGCAUAUAUUGUCCCUUUUUCUGAUUUUCUGCUCAAAGACAUUUCCUCAUUUGGGUCAAUUACACAGUUUUUGAGUUUGUGGACUCGGCUGAAUUAUUCCCACAUGGUGCAAUGCGAACUGACAAAAAGCAUUGAGGAGCUAUGUGAAGCACUUUCCAAGCACAUGGAAAAAGCCGUAAAAACAAUUGAUUCUGAUGGAUUCAGGCUUGGCUUUCAAGCAGCCACUCUUCAAGGUGAUAGAAUCGCUAUUGUUUUAACAGGAACAAAAAUAUCGAAAACUGUUAGAAGCGAAGUGAGAACUUCUAGCAUAGAGUCACAUAAUAUCUUAGGUCAGUAUUUAGAAACAUUUUUGUAUGAUAUCAGCUCAAGCAUUCUUCGUGUUUUAGUGUAA
Blepharisma stoltei is the source of this 4220-nucleotide messenger RNA. Lineage: Eukaryota; Ciliophora; Heterotrichea; Heterotrichida; Blepharismidae. The record is from the annotation of a GenBank genome assembly.